This is a messenger RNA of Cucurbita maxima (winter squash), 1537 nucleotides long. Its product is annotated as F-box protein CPR1-like. The record is from RefSeq and is a predicted model, not a curated record. NCBI's taxonomy places the organism in Eukaryota, Viridiplantae, Streptophyta, Magnoliopsida, Cucurbitales, Cucurbitaceae. Bases 158 to 1297 code for a protein of 379 amino acids. Gene Ontology annotation, molecular function: protein binding. The transcript has a single exon.
UAGAAGUACAGAAUUCCCCUGCUCUGUUCUUCGCUUCCACCAUUAGCACAUCUCUAUUCAAUUUCUUCUCCAAAAAUCGCUGCGAAUAACCCUUCGAAAAUUUACAGGUUUUCUUUCUCAAUUCUUCGAUUGAAUAUUUCUUCAAUGGUUCUUAGCAAUGGCAGAUUAUCUUCCACAGGAAGUCUUAUUUAACAUCUUUCUGAAACUUCCUCCAAAAACCCUUGUCCUCUGUUCAUGCGUCUCAAAAUCAUGGCGCGCUGCCAUCUCUGAUCCAAUUUUCAUCAACGCCCACUUCAACAAGUCUUCAAUCUGCAACAAGAAAUGGCUGAUUCUCAGGCGGUAUUUUGGCACAGGAAGCAAGAAGAAAGAGCGGUAUUCGCUUCAUUUCGACACAGAAACAUUGGAUCUAUACCAGGAAUUGAAAUUUCCAUUCAUCAAUUGGAAUGGGGAUUUCAAGUUAGUGGGUAUUUGCAAUGGAUUGGUUUGCUUGUCUGGUCUCGACAUUCUCUUGUGGAAUCCAUCAAUUCAAAGAGUCGUAGCUGUUCUUAGAACAAGCGAUAUUAUCACCAUCUAUGAUGCCCCAGAUAAAUUUGCACUCGGGUUUGGCUUCGAUUCUCGGGCCAACGACUACAAGGUGGUAAGAUUGUUAUAUUUUGAAGAUAAGAGUCCUUUUAAUUAUAAAAGAUCUCCUAAAGUUGAGUUGUAUGAGGUUAGAACAGGUUGUUGGAGGGUAAUUGAAAGCAAAGCUCCUCGUUGUGAAAUAGUUAAAUCAGAAUGGACACAAGCUUUUUUCAAUGGGGCUGUUCAUUGGGUUGCUUACAGGGAAAGUAGCAGGGGUUAUAAGUGUUUCAUUUUGAGAUUUGAUAUAGUUGAGGAGUGUUUCAGUUUAGUAACUUUGCCUCAUUGUUUGGUUAAUAGCUCACCAUGUGACUUGAAAGUUUCUGUACUAGGAGGAGCACUUUCUGUCAUGCUGUGUGGCUGGUACUGUUUUGAAACAUAUGUGUGUUCUGUUUGGGUGCUGCAUAACUAUGACAUGCCUGAGUCUUGGACUAAAUUAACCAGCUUCGAACCGUCUCAGGAGUUGGGAAUGGUGUUGGGUCUUAGGGAAAAUGGAGAGAUGAUUAUGGAAUCUAAAAGUGAAGAAGUGGUUUUGUAUAGGCCUGAAAACCAGCUUAUGAAGGGUCUUGGAAUUUAUGGUGGUGAGGGUUCUUUCUAUUUAGAUACUUAUGUUGAGAGCUUGGCUUUGUUGAAUGAAGGGAAAGGAGGCUUGGAGAAAGUGGCUGAUGUUCAUGACUGAGUUCUUACUGAGCUGUAAGCUGAUUGAUAAUAAUGGUAUGAUUCAUUUCUUAGUGAAUAUAUGAUAUGGCCCUUUUAACAUGUAUAUUAUGUUUUUACUUGGUCAAGGCCGACUUUGGAGAUAUUGAGUGUUUUCGUUAUAAGCUCAUCCGAAGAUUCGAACACAUAUCUUAAUGUUUUAUUAAAUUAAUAUGUUCAGUUUACAAUUUGAAAUAUAUUGAAUGGUUGUUCAUUUUGGUCA